GGUUCGAUUACUCGCAUGUUGUCCCACUCGCAUGUGCUGCAGUUCCAUGUAUAGACUACGAAAGGACGUUUGAAGUAAUAAGCACAUUUACGAUAUAUGUGGUGUUUUACAGACACGGCAGUUAAGGGUCGACAAAAUAGCGUGGGUCACGUGAUGCCCCUGAGGAGGGAAGUAUUGGCAGUGUAUAGACGUGCCCUAAGGCUAGCCAAUGACUGGGGCAAGUAUGCCUCUCAAUCUGGAGAUGUUCUUGCAGAAAAGGAGUAUAUCCGAAGUGAAUCAAAAAAGAUAUUUAGGAAAAACAGAUAUAUUUCAGAUAACGAGACAAUUCAUGAUCACAUCAAAGAAGCUGAAACAAGGAUAGAAAUGGCCAUUCAUUACAAGACACCUUACCCUAGGCCUGUUAACAUACCUCAGAGUGUCCUACCACCUUUAAGUGCCAAAUUAAAGAAAGGCCAGAGGAGAGCAAUCAAACAGUCCAAACCUAUUUACCUGAAGUCCUACGACGACAGUGACACAUGAUCAUAUGAUGCAUGUUAGGCCAUUAACCUUGACAUGAAGGGAUUCAGCUUUGAUAUCUGAAUAUAACAACACAUGGAGUAAAUUCACAAAACUUGCAGUACCAGUUUGUUAAAACUGAUGGUGAAAUGCCAUGUCUGUGAAAACUGCUGGUGAAUUGCUGUCUGUUAGAACUGUUGGUGAAUUACAUGGGGGGUGUGAUGCAAUCUGCUGUACAUAUAUUCGUUGCUAAAAUUGUAUCAACAGUAUAUUUAACAGAAUGUAGCACCUAGUAAAUCCAUAUUUAUGAAACUU
Pecten maximus is the source of this 810-nucleotide messenger RNA. RefSeq names its product LYR motif-containing protein 1-like. Bases 97 to 519 code for a protein of 140 amino acids. The record is from RefSeq and is a predicted model, not a curated record. Gene Ontology annotation, cellular component: mitochondrion. Lineage: Eukaryota; Metazoa; Mollusca; Bivalvia; Pectinida; Pectinidae. The transcript has 5 exons.